Messenger RNA from Sabethes cyaneus, 714 nucleotides. Its product is annotated as 60S ribosome subunit biogenesis protein NIP7 homolog. Gene Ontology annotation, cellular component: nucleolus; preribosome, large subunit precursor; nucleus. NCBI's taxonomy places the organism in Eukaryota, Metazoa, Arthropoda, Insecta, Diptera, Culicidae. Gene Ontology annotation, biological process: ribosomal large subunit biogenesis; ribosome assembly. The transcript is spliced from 2 exons. Gene Ontology annotation, molecular function: RNA binding. The record is from RefSeq and is a predicted model, not a curated record. Bases 155 to 697 code for a protein of 180 amino acids.
CCAGCGCAGAGUGUAGAGCGUGCAGAGUCUCGAAAUCUCUCAUCAUUCCCAUAUCGUGAAUAAUUGAACACGCGUGUUACACAGUGAAGUAAAAAACGUGCGAUGAUAAUAUUGUAGCUCGAUAGAAUUGUAACUGUCGGUAAUUACAAACAAGAUGAAACGAUUAUCAGAAGAAAGAACAAAAGUUCUAUUCGAAAAACUGGCAAAGUACAUUGGCACUAAUGUAAAAUUGCUAAUUGAUCGUGCGGAUGGAAUCUAUUGCUUCCGAGAGAUGAACUCUCGGGUGUACUAUAUGUCUGAAAAAAUUAUGAAAUUGGCCGAAAGCCUCAAACAGAACGAGCUUGUUUCCGUCGGUACAUGCUUUGGAAAGUUUACCAAAGGCAACAAAUUUAUUUUACAUAUUACUGCACUCAGCUACCUGGCCCCAUAUGCACAGUACAAGAUAUGGGUAAAACCAUCGGCCGAACAACAGUUCUUGUACGGAAACCAUAUAGCAAAGUCUGGUUUAGGCAGAAUCACGGAAAAUACACCCAUGUACCAGGGUGUAGUAGUGAUGUCCAUGAACGACACGCCUCUGGGAUUCGGAGUUGCGGCCAAAUCGACUACGGAUUGUAAACUUGCUGACCCAUUAGUUACGGUUUGCUUUCACCAGGCCGACAUAGGAGAGUACAUUCGGUCAGAAGAUACGUUAAUUUGAUUCAUAAAUAUAGGCUC